AUGGAUUUAUACAUUUCAGUGCGCAAAAAGGAAAGUAGAAACACAAAAGAAGCUGGGGACACAUUAUUAAAGAUCCAACGACAAUUCAAAAAAGUUGGGAAGAUCAAGAAAUUCAUAAAAGUCUGCCUGUACCGGUAUACGCUCCUGCGGGCUUAUUACUACAUGGUGAUAGGUGAAUUCAAGAAGGCCCUGAGACAAUUUAAUAAAUUCAAGACCUGUCGAAUUAAUAAAGAUAGCAAUCUGUUGAUUUCGUGGGCUGAUCACUGCAAGAACGCUUGGAUCAAUCCUACAGACACCUCUGAGACAUCCUGGGAAGAGACAUGUCUCAAAGGUGAAAACACCGAAAUAAUAAUCCACUACACGUUGCCUCUCUCCAAAAACAUUCUAGAAUCAUUCCGAAAAACGAAAUCAGCAGGAAAAGCCUAGAAUUAACUGACAAUCAAGUGGUUCUCGAGAACUGACUCAAUAAACUAACUUUUGUAUUUUA
This is a messenger RNA of Fopius arisanus, 487 nucleotides long. RefSeq lists its product as uncharacterized. The transcript is spliced from 3 exons. Bases 1 to 426 code for a protein of 141 amino acids. The record is from RefSeq and is a predicted model, not a curated record. NCBI's taxonomy places the organism in Eukaryota, Metazoa, Arthropoda, Insecta, Hymenoptera, Braconidae.